CAACAAACCACCUGCCUUAAAUACCGCGGAGCGGCGCAGCGCGCUGUUAUUGUUCCAGCCUGUGACAGCUGCUCGCUGCGCAGCACACCAUCAAUAAACUCAAACGUGAAAGCGAACAAGUUCAGGAGGCGAUUCUGUUUAGUAAAAAGGAGGAUAACUGUGUAUUGGUUUCGAUUUUAAGCAGCCCUUCUUCCCCAAAUCAACGUUAGCUUAGCUUGCUAACUGUCGCGACGUUAUGGCAUGCGAAUAAAUGGGAGAAGUGUUCCUCAUCGCAUUUACUAAAAGAGACGGUUAUAGUAAAUCCGCAGCUACUUCCCGUAAGAGACUGCCAUGGAACCGCACGCGGCCAUGGGCUACGUGAACAUAGGCAGCCUCACCAGCACUUUGCCAGUGAUUCCUUACCAGAAGCUGACGGACCUCUACUACCUGAGCAGAGGGGGCUUUGGUACCGUCUUCAAGGCGCAGCACUCCGACUGGAGGACAACCGUGGCCAUCAAGUGCCUGAAGCUUGACUCGGUUGGAGAAAGAGAGAGAAACUCCCUGCUGAAGGAGGCAGAGGUCCUUCACAAAGCCAGAUUCAAUUACAUCAUCCAGAUCUUUGGCAUCUGCAAUGAGCCUGAGUUCUUCUGCAUAGUCACAGAGUUUAUGAGCAACGGUUCUCUGGACCUGUUGCUCCACGAGAAGGACGCAUACCCUGUUCUUGCCUGGCCUUUGCGCCUGAGGAUCCUGUAUGAGAUUGCCCUGGGGGUGAACUUCCUACACAACAUGACCCCCCCUCUCUUACAUCAUGACCUGAAGACACAGAAUAUACUGCUGGAUGGUGAAUUUCACGUUAAGAUCGCAGACUUUGGUCUCUCAAAGUGGCGGCAGCUUUCUGUCAGUAAAGGUUCAGGGUCCAAGCCCGCAGAGAUGGAGGGCACAGUGAUCUACAUGCCCCCUGAGGAGUACGAGCCCUCCAAGAGCCGUCGAGCCGAUGUGAAACAUGAUAUGUACAGCUACGCCAUUAUUAUGUGGGAAGUGCUGGCCAGGCAGAUACCGUUUGAAGAAGUGACCAACCCCAUGCAGAUAAUGUUCAGCGUGCUGCGCGGGAAGCGUCCGGACACCAGCCUGGACACCUUGUCGGCUGAGAUUCCCAGCAGAGACACUCUCAUCAGCUUGAUGACCUCAGGCUGGACCGCUAACCCCGAAGAUCGACCUUCUUUCCUCAAGUGUUUAAUUGAGCUGGAGCCAAUGGUGAGGAGGUUUGAUGAGAUAGACUUCCUGGAGGCGGUGCUGGGGAUCAAGAAGGCAAAGAUGAUGCAGAGGUCAGGGUGCUGUUCAGCUCAGCCGGUGUGUGAGAAGAGGAAUGUGGAGGUGUCUCUGAAUAUGCUGAAGGACCGACCCAGCCCGUGGCCCGAAUACUCCACGUCAGGUUCAGGAUCUGGCUCCACGUCAGGAUCCGGAUCUGGAUCUGGCUCCUCCCAGGACACAGAGAUAUCUCUGCCAGGCAUCCUCACCAGCAGCAACGCUUCUCCACAGGGCCUUCUUAAUCUGGAUCCUCCACAGUCUUUGAAGGACAGCUACUCGGCCAACAACCUAAACAUCUUCCAGCCGACUAGAUCACAGACUGAUUUAAACAUACCCAUGAAACCUGCCCCGUGUGUCACAGAGUUUGAAACACAGGUGGAUAACCUCACCCUCAAACCGCAGCCUCAGCAACAAGACGAUUACUCGCUUCCGCUGCCAAGCCCCACACACUCACGAGGCCCCAUCGGCCACUGGAUCUCAACGCGCCGCGAGGAGAUCGUCUCCCAGAUGACGGAGGCGUGUCUGAACCAGAGCUUGGACGCCCUGCUGGCUCGCUCCAUGCUGAUGCGAGAGGAUUAUGAACUGGUGAUUAACCAGCCCACGCGCACUGCCAGGGUCCGCCAGCUUCUGGACAACUGUCACCGACACAGCGAAGACUUCUGCCGCAUCGUCGUCCGCAAGCUGCUCGACAACAAGCAGAUGGCCCUGAGUCCGUACCCACCUGAGAUCAGCUCCCCGACAGCACCAGUCAUUGCCAGCGCGCCGCCGCUGUCCGCCUCCUGCAACAUGCACAGGAACUAGCAGCUGCAGAUAAAGUUGUGGAGACUGUCCACUGACUGUGCCAACUUCACACUACAGCUAACUGUAACAUGAGCUUUUAACAAGCUUUUCCUGGAAAGAGCUGCAGAAGAGUCGGUUUAGCAAUAAGAGUCACAUGACAAACGUAAACAUCCCACACAGGAGAUGAAAGAUGCUAUUUUAUAUCACCAGUAUCAAAAGAUUCAGACUGCAUUACUAAUUUUAUUUAAUGUUUUAUGGGUUUAUUUAUAUUUUCCCUAUUAAUGUUAUAGGUUUUCAGCAUAGUUUAUGUGAUACUCUUCCUCUUAUUUAGGCCGUGGUUUUGUAACUUGUGUGUGUGCGUGUAGAGUAGAUUCCUCCUUUUUAACCUGAUGUUCUAAGAAAGUGCUGCCUUCCUAGAGCGUAGACAGGUUAUUCCUGUGAUAAUGUAUCAUGUUUUCUUGGAUCAACUUUACCAAACGAAUCCAGCAAGUGUUUGUCCCUCACAGCAGCCGAACCUGCGUUUAUUCAGCAAGAGAACAAGUCAAGUGUUAGUUUAGAUGUGUGCUCAGGAUUUUGCUUCAUUAUAUCACUUAUUUUCCUUUUUUCAGUAAUAGCUGAGGUAAAUAGUCACUGGAGAAAAGAAGAGGUUGUAAUGUUACACCCAGAAGGAGAGGGAGGCGUGCAUUUCUGCACGCUGUGUGUUUGUGUCCAGGUUAAAAGUGGACCAAGAGGACCUGCCGUCUCAUGUCUUUGGCUCGCUCAGUUUCCCUGAUUGCUUUCACUUUCCAAGGCUUCCAGAGUUGCCUUCAAUCCAGAAACUCUGAGCUAACCUUUCUAAAUCAUUUAAUCUCUUUACUGAGCUGCCUGCCUGCAAAAUAAAAACACAUUUAACCAAUAAUUUCAGUUUAUUACCGUUCAAUCAACUUUUUCUACUGUAGCUGCUUAUUAACGCCUGUAGGUCAAUCCUUUUUCUCUCUUUAGGAUGGUGAUCACCCCAAGAUUCUGUUAAAUGCAAAAAGUACACCUACUCCUACGGUUAUGUGUAAAUAGGAGUUAAAGUUUGUCUCUGGAGGCUUGAUAUUUCUCCAUUUUCUCUGCAUAAGUGUGUUGUAGCACUGUAAUUAUAUUUUAAGAUCAUUUAGAGGAAUACUUUAUCAAUUACUCCUGUUGUUCAACACAAAAGAAUAAGUUUUAGAUUUGUUUAGGAACAUCUCCAAAAAAUCCAAGGAUAAAAACAUCAAAAUGGGCUGCAUUUACUUUAAGUAAAAGUUCUGUUUCAGUGCUGAUGUUUACGUUGUGUUGAUGUGUGGGUGUGUGUAUACAGUUUUUCAUGGCCUCAUUUCUGCCUUCACUUCCUCAAACAGGUGCUUACACAACAUUGUAGCUGUGGCAUUUACAGCCCAGUCUUUCUGUACGUUCAUCACACAACAACCUCGCACCGACGCAGGCCAUUUUUAGCCCAGGCGAUUCAGGCCGAGCGAGGUCGAUAUGCUUCCACGUGUUGGGCGUGUACUGCCUUGUCUUUAAAAUAAGGGGGAAAAAAAUGUGUGCCUCAUGUACGGCUUUUAGUCUCAACUUUAUUGACUUUGAAAAGCCUUUUCAACACAUAUCAAAUAAAUCUGAGUAAAAUGCCACAAAUUUGAUCGCCUGUAUAUGUUGUAUCAUCUUUUGUACUGCAGAUGCUAGUUCCAUCUUUUUUACAUGUAUAGAUUCAGCAUUAAGAUGUUAAAAGAGUUCAUGUCUUGUUUUUGUUGACUGAUGAUUUUAUAUGGCGGAAAAUACCUUCAGCUAAAUGGACUAGGAGUUAUAUUCAGUGUCAUACAGGUUAUACAGUAGUAAAAUGUGAUAGCUCAGUUGACGUGUAGCAGCAUUUUGAACUGAAACAUGAACGCUGUAUCUCCAUCCUCAUUAAAAAUAUGUACUCCGUUUUUA
Messenger RNA from Melanotaenia boesemani (Boeseman's rainbowfish), 3999 nucleotides. RefSeq names its product receptor-interacting serine/threonine-protein kinase 2-like. Bases 331 to 2088 code for a protein of 585 amino acids. Lineage: Eukaryota; Metazoa; Chordata; Actinopteri; Atheriniformes; Melanotaeniidae. Gene Ontology annotation, biological process: regulation of apoptotic process; positive regulation of canonical NF-kappaB signal transduction; protein phosphorylation. The transcript has 11 exons. The record is from RefSeq and is a predicted model, not a curated record. Gene Ontology annotation, molecular function: JUN kinase kinase kinase activity; ATP binding.